UUUCUACAACUACAUUUCAUUUCGUGCAAACAAAACAACAAAAAUGGCGACUAAUUUCUGGACAUCUACGCACUACAAAGAAUUAUUGGAGCAAGAAGAAGUGAAUGUUGUGCAUAAUCUUGAUAAGGAAAGAGGAAUUACACUUGAUGAUUUUAAGCUCAUCAAAUUGCAUAUGACCAAUUACAUUGCGAGAUUGGCUCAAAAUGUGAAAGUGAGGCAAAGGGUAGUGGCGACUGCUGUAACAUAUAUGAGGCGUGUUUAUACAAGGAAAAGUAUGACUGAAUUCGAUCCACGUCUACUUGCUCCGUCGUGUUUGUACUUGGCGGCAAAAUCUGAAGAAAGCACCGUGCAAGCAAGACUUCUUGUGUUUUACAUAAAGAAAAUCUAUCCUGAUGAAAAGUACCGAUGUGAAAUAAAAGAGAUACUUGAAACGGAAAUGAAAAUUUUGGAAGCACUAAACUAUUACCUGGUCGUGUUUCAUCCUUAUCGUGCAUUGUCUCAACUCGUUCAAGAUGCUGGGAUGAGUGAUGCAACUCAACUGACCUGGGGACUCGUCAAUGACACAUAUAAGAUGGAUCUAAUUCUUAUACACCCACCACAUCUGAUUGGAUUAGCCUGCAUUUAUGUAGCUAGCGUGGUCAAGGAGAAAGACAACACUGCUUGGUUUGAAAAUCUACGAGUCGACAUGAAUUUGGUGAAGAACAUAGCAAUGGAAAUACUAGAUUUCUACGGUACAUACAAAACAAUAACUGAUGAGAUGGUGAAUGCUGCCAUUCAGAAGCUCCCUUCAAGAAGAUAGAUCAAGUUUCACAGGUCAGGACAGAGAUGUAAAGGUAGCGAUGAUUGGUGAUGGUGAAGGUAACGAUGAUUGUGACUGCUGAUGGUGAUGGCGACAAGUAAUGUAGUUAAUCGAUGUAAAGAUAAGAGUUAAAUGCAAGAACGGUCCCCGUGGUUUGUUUCUUUUUGCAACGGCAAUCCCUCUCUUGAUUUUUUUAGCAACGGCGGUCCCUGAAGACAUGUUUCAGUUGCAACAAAAGUCCCUCUCUAACGGAGUUGUUAAUUAAUGUCGUUAAGUUUUCUAUGUGAGUAGCAAUAAUGGUGUAAUACUCUUACAAUAAUGGUUUUCAUCACCUAACGAUCGUUAAGUUUUGUUCUGGUGUUUAA
Messenger RNA from Erigeron canadensis, 1164 nucleotides. Its product is annotated as cyclin-C1-2-like. Lineage: Eukaryota; Viridiplantae; Streptophyta; Magnoliopsida; Asterales; Asteraceae. The record is from RefSeq and is a predicted model, not a curated record. Gene Ontology annotation, molecular function: cyclin-dependent protein serine/threonine kinase regulator activity. Bases 44 to 799 code for a protein of 251 amino acids. The transcript has 10 exons. Gene Ontology annotation, cellular component: mediator complex; nucleus. Gene Ontology annotation, biological process: positive regulation of transcription by RNA polymerase II.